UGGACUUCUUCGGGGUAAUAAUCAAAAUUAUCAAAGAAAUAUUAGCGUAUGACACCAUAAGAUCGACAUAAGUUAAAGUUAUGUUACCAAAGGAAGAACGACAAAAUAUUGUCUAUGAGACCAACUGUCAUGAUUGUAAUACAGCUUAUGUGGGAGGAACAUCCAGGCGAUUGAAUGUAAGGUUAAAGGAACCUAAACGGUGUUUGAAAAAUGUCCCCAAAUCCUCGGUCGACCUAAAGAAACUUGAGAAUAAGUCUGCGAUAAUGUUACAUGCGUUGGAAACAGGACACAAGAUUAAUUUUGAAGGGACAAAAAUACUUCAGAAAUGUUUUAACACUCAUAAAGAAGGAUUGACAGCAGAAGCGCUGUAUAUAUGGGCAAACAAGAACAGCUUAAACCGAAAGGAUGAUACUCAGUUAGCAGCUACUUGGCAAAUAUUCAUUGAUAAGUAAUUGGACCCUUUCUUUAUUCAACCUGUUUAUUUCACGUGCAUCGUUAUCUUGACUGAAGUUAAUGUGAGUUAUUUUUAGCAAUACAAUCACGCAUUUGAUGAAUCUCAUUUUAUAUACACAUCAAUGAUUCAGAAACGAUUUUUCAACCUU
Messenger RNA from Schistosoma curassoni, 602 nucleotides. Lineage: Eukaryota; Metazoa; Platyhelminthes; Trematoda; Strigeidida; Schistosomatidae. The record is from the annotation of a GenBank genome assembly.